Molecule: messenger RNA, 966 nt
Organism: Blepharisma stoltei
Lineage: Eukaryota; Ciliophora; Heterotrichea; Heterotrichida; Blepharismidae
Source: the annotation of a GenBank genome assembly
AUGUUGAGAAACGGAUUCUUAGUCUUGAUCCUAGCCAAUUUAAUUCUGGGUUUACGCACACAUAUAAGUCAAGAAGGCGCUGAACUUGAAGUGACAUCAGAAUCUGCAGAAAUUGAAGUAACCAGUGAGCCUGUUUCUACUGAAGAAGUAGAAAUUGGAAUAAUAAUUGAUGAGGAAGCUGGAACUGUUUGUUCUACCUGCAUAACAAUAGAUGAAUUUGGAGCAUUAAUCAGUGGGGAAGCUACUCCUGUAAUAUCAGAAAUUUAUGAUAUUGAAGAUACAGAGCAGCCAUCAGAAGAGGAGCCAAGCACUUCAGAACCUGAAGAAGCAAUUCCAGAAGAACAAGAAGCUGAGGAAGAAGCGACUGAAGAGGAACCAAGCAUGUCAGAACCAGAAGAACAAGGAGCUGAAGAAGAGCAGCCAAGUGAAGAAGAGCAGUCAAGUACUUCUGAAUCAGAAGAAGUAGAGCCUGGUGAAGGAGAAACUAUAAGUGGCGAAACCUCAGUCGCUGAUAAUGUGUAUGAGACCUCAGACAUACCAACUGGAAUCCCAGUCGAAAACUGUGUACGAGAAAAUCUGGCAGCUAUUUCUUGGGAUGAAGGUGCCCACAUAAGAGUUUAUCAAGCUCAUGAUGGGAUUGUUCAAGAAUGGUGUCAAGAUGGAUAUGGAUGGUAUACUACUGAUUUUUUUGCAUAUGGUAAAGCAGUAUCAGCCAUUGCAUGGGGAGAUGGAAAUAUCAGAGUUUAUGUAGGUGAUGGUAAAAAUAUUGUGGAGUAUUGCUAUGGAAGUGGAAAUGGCUGGUAUAUGGGUGAAUUUGAAGUUGAAGGAGUUACUUCAUCUGUAACUGGCUGGGAAGAUGGAGGGAAUGUGAUAUUCAAGCUUUAUGUUAUAAACGCUGAUGGAGGAAUAGAUGAAUAUUCUUAUGAAAAUGGCUGGGGAAUACUUUCCGGUAUGAGUUCAGAAUAA